AGAUAUACUGACUGGAAAGUAACACUUAAGAGCUUUAUGAGUCUGACUGCAGCGCUGUUUAGACACUUUGAUAUACGAAGGGGCCUAAAUCACUUCUUUCACAGAUUAGAUUCCUGAUAUUCAGGGGUUUCAAGAUCGUGUUACCCACUGUAGUUAAUGAACAAAAAGGAACCCGGUCUCUGUGAGAAGCUCUGUCUGGUGUUUUCAGGCACAUUCUCUCCAGGUUUACAGAGAAAACCCCUGUCCCUCCAUCUCCAUUCCCACGGCGAGCUCACUCUCUGGCGUCAAGUUCCCUGGGGGUGAGUUUUCUUCUAGAAGAGUCCAGGGGAGAGGUCAGGGGUGAGAGGCAGGGAAUCCAGUUCAAGGAGUGGGAUUCCAGUAAGAGGAGGAGAAGGGGCUGAGCCCAGCCUGGGGGUCUCUCCCUGGUUUCCUCAGACAGCCCCCGGGCCAGGACUCAGGGAGACGGUGUGACAAAGAGCUCUCGGUGCAGGAGGAGAGGGGUCAGGACAAAGUCCCAGGUCCCCGGACUUGGCUCUUAGGGUCUCAGGUCCUAGGGCGGAGUCUGCAGGUCAGUGUUGGGGAGUCCCCGUCUCCCUGAGUUUCACUUCCCCCUCUCACAACCUGUGUCAGCUCCUCCUGCCUGGAGACUCAUGACGCGGCCCGAGUUCUCACUCCCACUGCGUGUCCUGUUUCUACAGAAGCCAAUCAGCGUCGCCCCGGUUCCCGAUUAUAAAGUCGCCACCGUUGUGCUGAACUCAGAUUCUCCCCAGAUGGCGAGGAUGUUGGUCAUGAUGCCCCCAACCUUCCUCCUGCUGCUCUCGGGGGCCCUGACCCUGACCGAGACCUGGGCGGGCUCCCACUCCAUGAGGUAUUUCAGCACCGCCGUGUCCCGGCCCGGCCGCGGGGAGUCCAGGUACCUCGAAGUCGGCUACGUGGACGACACGCAGUUCGUGCGGUUCGACAGCGACGCCGCGAGUCCGAGGAUGGAGCCGCGGGCGCCGUGGGUGGAGCAGGAGGGGCCGGAGUAUUGGGAAGAAGAGACGCAGCGCGCUGCGGGCCUCGCACACUCUUUCCGGGGGAACCUGAACAAUCUGCGCGGCUACUACAACCAGAGCGAGGCCGGGUCUCACACCCUCCAGCUGAUGUACGGCUGCUACGUGGGGCCACACGGGCGCCUCCUCAGCGCAUCCUUUCAGUACGCCUACGACGGCGCUGAUUACCUCGCCCUGAACGAGGACCUGCGCUCCUGGACCGCGGCGGACACGGCGGCUCAGAUCUCCAAACGAAAGAACGAGGUGGCGGGUAAUGCGAAGUACUGGAGGAACUACCUGGAGGGCACGUGCGUGGAGUGGCUCAGCAGAUACCUGGAGAACGGGAAGGAGACGCUACAGCGCGCAGACCCCCCAAAGACACACGUGACCCACCACCCCAUCUCUGACAGUGAGGUCACCCUGAGGUGCUGGGCUCUGGCCUUCUACCCUGCGGAGAUCACCCUGACUUGGCAGCAUGUCGGGGAGGACCUGACCCAGGACAUGGAGCUUGUGGAGACCAGGCCUUCUGGGGACGGGACCUUCCAGAAGUGGGCAGCUGUGGUGGUGCCUUCUGGAGAGGAGCAGAGCUACACGUGCCGUGUGCAGCACGAGGGGCUGCCUGAGCCCAUUAUCCUGAGAUGGGAGCCAUCUCAUGAAUUCAUCAUCCACAUUUUGGGCAGCGUUGCUGGCCUGGUUCUCCUGCUGAUCACUGGAGCUGUGGUAGCUGUGAUGUGGAGGAAGAAGCACUCAGAUGGAAAAGAAGGGAGCUACGCUCAGGCUGCAAGCAGUGACAGUGCCCAGGGCUCUGAUGUGUCUCACACAGCAGCGUGAGACAGCUGCCUUGUCGAGGACUGAGUGAUGCAAGAUUUGUUCCUGUCCCAAUCGCCCCAUUGUGACUUCAGGAAUCUCUGAUUUCUCUUUCGGCCAAGGGUACCUGAAUGUGUCUGUGUUCCUGUUAGCAUAAUGUGAGGAGGUGGGGAGACUGGUUUCCCCCACGACCCCCUCCCCACACUGACCUGUGUUUUUUCUCUGAUUGAUUUUCCUGUUCCAGCAGAGCUGGGUCUGGGCCAGUUCCAUCCUUGUCUUAACUUCUUGUUGCCCUGAGCUGCAACUUCUUACUUCCUUAUUGAAAAUAAGAAUCUAGAUGUAAAUUUGUUUUUUUCUAAUUCUUGCCGGGAGGGAUUGAUGGUUUGAUUAAAGGAGAAGAUUCCUAAAAUUUGAGAGAAGAAAUAAAAGGAAGCACUGAGACCCUUCCA
Molecule: messenger RNA, 2287 nt
Organism: Equus quagga
Lineage: Eukaryota; Metazoa; Chordata; Mammalia; Perissodactyla; Equidae
Product: HLA class I histocompatibility antigen, alpha chain G-like
Exons: 8
Coding region: 651-1862 (403 amino acids)
Biological process (GO): antigen processing and presentation of endogenous peptide antigen via MHC class Ib; antigen processing and presentation of endogenous peptide antigen via MHC class I via ER pathway, TAP-independent; immune response
Cellular component (GO): external side of plasma membrane
Molecular function (GO): peptide antigen binding; signaling receptor binding
Source: RefSeq, a predicted model, not a curated record